GUUCAGCGCGAGAGUUCCGGGUCCCCCGCCCCCACUCCCCCCGCGCCCUCCGGCCGCUGCCCCGUGAGCCCCCAACCCCCGCUCGGCCGCGCCCGUGCGUCUGAAGCCCGUGCACCUCCGCACCCGGCCCGUUCUACCCCGGGCACCUAGCGGUUUCCGCUGCUCGGGUGGCCGGGCUCGUCAGGACGCCCGCCGCCCCCGUGCUCCCCGGCCGCGACCCCGCUGCGUCGCCUACGGAGCACGAUCCCGGGCGCGUUCGGGUCUCGCCGGGGCCGCGCGCCCGCCUCCCGCGCCACGCGUUCUGAGCCGCCGCCUCAAACGCCACUUGUGGAGCUCUUUCCCCUGGCGGCUGUAACUUAAACCAGGAGUGAGACCUGUUUUUAUUAAGAAACCAGCUACCAGAGUGUGGCGAACGCUCAGAUUGAGGGCCAGCGCGCCACUUGAAAAUUUCUCAUAAAUUGUGGUGGAAGGGACGUCUUGUUCUACUAGCCUUUUCUUUGAGAUUUGAAAGUUCUGUAGCCACCUUCCAAAGGCGGGCUAGAUUGGUUGCUGGGGGCCUUUUUGGUGAGCGUGCUGCGUGCGCCUGCGGGGAACUGUCCCUGAACCCCAUUGCUCAGCCUCUGAGGCAGUGAUUUUGAGGCCGCCACUCGUGCGCCCAGCCCAGGCUGUGAUUUAGCCACCCUCCUGCAGGAAUCGCUCCCGAAGCUCCUACAACAGCCUGGCGGUGGUCGGGAGCAGGGAGAUGAAUGUAGCAGCCAAGUACCGCCAGGCCUCUCUCUAUGUCGGUGAUCUCCAUGCAGACGUCACCGAGGACCUGUUGUUCAAGAAGUUCAGCUCUGUGGGGCCUGUGCUGUCCAUUCGCAUCUGCAGGGACCUGAUCACCCGCCGCUCCCUGGGCUAUGCCUACGUGAACUUCCUGCAGCUGGCUGAUGCCCAGAAGGCCCUGGACACGAUGAACUUUGACGUUGUAAAAGGCAAAUCCAUCCGUCUCAUGUGGUCCCAACGUGAUGCCUACCUAAGGAAAUCUGGAAUUGGGAACGUGUUCAUCAAAAACCUGGACAAAUCCAUUGAUAACAAAACCCUUCAUGAACAUUUUUCAGCUUUUGGGAAGAUCUUGUCCUCCAAAGUGAUGAGUGAUGAUGAUCAAGGCUCCAGGGGUUAUGCAUUCGUGCACUUUCAGAACCAGGUUGCUGCAGACAGGGCCAUCGAGGAGAUGAAUGGGACGUUGCUGAAAGACUGCAGGCUGUUUGUUGGCAGAUUCAAAAACCGCCGAGAUCGGGAAGCUGAACUCCGAAACAGAGCCAAUGAAUUCACUAAUGUUUACGUUAAAAACUUUGGGGAUGACAUGGAUGAUGAGAGUCUAAAGGAAGUCUUCAGCCAAUAUGGCAAAACCCUGAGUGUUAAGGUGAUGACAGAUACCAGUGGGAAAUCCAAAGGCUUUGGCUUUGUGAGUUUUGACAGCCAUGAGGCUGCCAAAAAGGCUGUUGAAAAAAUGAAUGGAAAGGACAUAAACGGACAGCUGCUUUUUGUAGGCCGGGCACAAAAGAAAGCAGAGAGACAGGCUGAGUUAAAGCAAAUGUUUGGGCAGCUGAAACAAGAAAGAUUUCGGAAGUGCCACGGGGUGAAGCUCUAUAUUAAGAACCUCGAUGACACCAUUGACGAUACAAAAUUACGGAAGGCAUUUUCGUCAUUUGGAUCAAUUAGCAGAGUUAAGGUAAUGCAGGAAGAAGGACGGAGCAAAGGGUUUGGCUUGAUCUGCUUCUCCUUUCCUGAGGAGGCCGCUAAAGCAAUGGCUGAGAUGAAUGGCCGCAUCUUGGGCUCCAAGCCACUCAACAUUGCUCUGGCCCGGAGGUCCUAGGAGAGAGAAAGUUACUGCACCAGCCAGGGUUUGCAGCAGGAGGGGUAGAGUUCGUGAUCACUGUCUGAGUUGUCCGUAGUAAACUUCAGGUCUCGGCUGAUGGCCAUUUAAUAUACUUUGUGAUAAGGUUUUGUAUACAAAGCUAUUUUUUUUUUCCUUUGGUGAAAAAAUAAAUGAAUCUUAGGAGCUUAGUUCGUUA
Manis pentadactyla (Chinese pangolin) is the source of this 2057-nucleotide messenger RNA. RefSeq names its product poly(A) binding protein cytoplasmic 4 like (gene PABPC4L). The transcript has a single exon. Bases 743 to 1858 code for a protein of 371 amino acids. Gene Ontology annotation, molecular function: poly(U) RNA binding; mRNA 3'-UTR binding; poly(A) binding. Gene Ontology annotation, cellular component: nucleus; cytosol; ribonucleoprotein complex. NCBI's taxonomy places the organism in Eukaryota, Metazoa, Chordata, Mammalia, Pholidota, Manidae. The record is from RefSeq and is a predicted model, not a curated record.